Molecule: messenger RNA, 4673 nt
Organism: Eptesicus fuscus (big brown bat)
Lineage: Eukaryota; Metazoa; Chordata; Mammalia; Chiroptera; Vespertilionidae
Gene: ASAP2
Product: ArfGAP with SH3 domain, ankyrin repeat and PH domain 2
Exons: 28
Coding region: 383-3388 (1001 amino acids)
Biological process (GO): positive regulation of GTPase activity
Cellular component (GO): cytoplasm
Molecular function (GO): GTPase activator activity; protein binding
Source: RefSeq, a predicted model, not a curated record
UCCGCCGGACGCGCUCGGGGCCCGCGGCUGGGUGGCGGGCACUUCCCGCCGGCUCUGCGCGUCCGCCCGGGGGCUCGCUCGGCAGCGCAGGCGGCGGCGGCGGCGGCGGAGCGCUCGGCGCGGCGGGCGGACGGGCCGGGCCCGAGCUGCGCGGGGCUGCGCGCGCCGCCCCUGCUCCCGCCGCCCGGGCCCGCGGCCGGCCCUCCCGCGCCCUGCGGCCGCCCCUGCGGCGGCUCCGGGGGCCCCGGCGGCCCGCGCCCCGGCGCUCCCCGUUGUCCGCGGACCGGGCGGGCGGCGAGGGCGGCCCAGGCGGCGUCCAGGCGGCCGGAGGAGGGAGCCCGCGCGGCGGCUGAGCGGCCCUGCCCGGCGCCCGGCCGCGGCGAUGCCGGACCAGAUCUCCGUGUCGGAAUUCGUGGCCGAGACCCAUGAGGACUACAAGGCGCCCACGGCCUCGAGCUUCACCACGCGCACGGCGCAGUGCCGCCACACCGUGGCCGCCAUCGAGGAGGCUCUGGACGUGGACCGGAUGGUGCUGUACAAGAUGAAGAAGUCCGUGAAGGCCAUCAACAUCUCCGGGCUGGCGCACGUGGAGAACGAGGAGCAGUACACGCAGGCGCUGGAGAAGUUCGGUGGCAACUGCGUGUGCAGAGACGACCCGGACCUGGGAAGCGCCUUCCUCAAGUUCUCGGUGUUCACGAAGGAGCUGACGGCCCUUUUCAAAAACCUGAUCCAGAACAUGAACAACAUCAUCUCCUUCCCUCUGGACAGCCUGCUGAAGGGGGACCUGAAGGGCGUGAAGGGGGAUCUGAAAAAGCCUUUCGACAAAGCCUGGAAGGACUACGAAACCAAAAUAACCAAGAUCGAGAAGGAGAAGAAGGAGCACGCCAAGCUGCACGGGAUGAUCCGCACGGAGAUCAGCGGGGCCGAGAUCGCCGAGGAGAUGGAGAAGGAGCGACGCUUCUUCCAGCUGCAGAUGUGCGAGUACCUGCUGAAGGUCAACGAAAUCAAGAUCAAGAAGGGAGUGGAUUUGCUUCAGAACCUGAUCAAGUAUUUUCAUGCCCAAUGCAAUUUUUUCCAGGACGGACUGAAGGCCGUGGAAAACCUCAAGCCCUCCAUCGAGACGCUUUCCACCGACCUCCACACGAUCAAACAGGCCCAGGACGAAGAGCGGAGGCAGCUGGCCCAGCUCCGGGAUAUUCUGAAGUCGGCGCUGCAGGUGGAGCAGAAGGAGGACUCGCAGCUGCGCCAGAGCACGGCCUACAGCCUGCACCAGCCGCAGGGCAACAAGGAGCACGGCACGGAGCGCAGCGGCAGCCUCUACAAGAAGAGCGACGGGAUCCGGAAGGUGUGGCAGAAAAGGAAGUGCUCCGUGAAGAACGGGUUUCUGACCAUAUCGCACGGAACGGCGAACCGGCCGCCCGCCAAGCUCAACCUGCUCACCUGCCAGGUGAAGACCAACCCCGAGGAGAAGAAGUGCUUCGACCUCAUCUCCCAUGACCGCACGUACCACUUCCAGGCCGAGGACGAGCAGGAGUGCCAGAUCUGGAUGUCUGUGCUGCAGAACAGCAAGGAGGAGGCCCUCAACAACGCCUUCCAGGGCGACGACCCCCCCGGGGAGAACAACAUCGUGCAGGAGCUGACGAAGGAGAUCAUCGCCGAGGUGCAGAGGAUGCCGGGCAACGACGUGUGCUGCGACUGCGGGGCGCCAGACCCCACGUGGCUCUCCACCAACCUGGGCAUCCUGACCUGCAUCGAGUGCUCGGGCAUCCACCGGGAGCUGGGCGUGCACUACUCCCGCAUGCAGUCCCUCACCCUGGACGUCCUGGGCACGUCUGAGCUGCUGCUGGCCAAGAACGUCGGGAACGCGGGCUUCAACGAGAUCAUGGAGAGCUGCCUGCCCGCCGGGGACCCCGUCAAACCCAGCCCGGGCAGCGACAUGAACGCCAGGAAGGACUACAUCACGGCCAAGUACAUCGAGAGGAAGUUCGCGCGGAAGAGACACGCGGACGGCGCGGCCAAGCUGCACAGCCUGUGCGAGGCCGUCAAGACGAGGGACAUCUUCGGGUUACUCCAAGCCUACGCCGACGGCGUGGACCUCACGGAAAAGGUCCCGCUGGCCAACGGGCAUGAGCCGGACGAAACCGCCCUGCACCUGGCCGUCAGGUCCGUGGACCGGACCUCGCUGCACAUCGUGGACUUCCUGGUUCAGAACAGCGGGAACCUGGACAGACAGACGGGGAAGGGCAGCACGGCCCUGCACUACUGCUGCCUCACCGACAACGCCGAGUGCCUGAAGCUGCUGCUGCGCGGCAAGGCCUCCAUCGAGAUCGCUAACGAGUCCGGGGAGACGCCGCUGGACAUCGCCAAGCGCCUCAGGCACGAGCACUGCGAGGAGCUGCUGACCCAAGCCUUGUCUGGAAGGUUCAACUCGCACGUGCACGUGGAGUAUGAGUGGCGGCUGCUCCCCGAGGACCUGGACGAGAGCGAUGACGACGUGGACGAGAAAUUGCAGCCCAGCCCCAGUCGGCGGGAAGACCGGCCGGUCAGCUUCUACCAGCUGGGUUCCGGCACCGCGUCUUCGGCCCGAGACGCCGCCGGCCUGGCCAAGGACAAGCCGCGGGGCUUCGCGCCCAGCAUCCUGCAGAACGAGACGUACGGAGCCGUCCUGAGCGGCAGCCCAGCCCCCGGCCAGCCUGCGGCCCCCGGCGCCGCCGGCGCCCCCCCGCUGCCCCCGCGGAACGUGGCCAAAGCCCAGGCCUCCACCAACGCCCCGUGGAAGACGAACUCCGUGAGCGUGGACGGUGUCGGCCGGCAGCGGUCCUCGUCAGAUCCGCCCGCCGUCCACCCGCCGCUGCCCCCGCUCCGCGUGACGUCCACCAACCCCCUGGCUCCUACGCCGCCUGCUCCCGCAGCCAAGAUGCCCGGAGCCCUGGAAGCGUUGAGCCAGCAGAGCAAGCUGACCCAGCCGGGGGGCCCGCCGGGCAAGACCACGGCCCCGGCCCUGCCGCAGCCGCCCAGCCGCCUCCCGCAGAGGAGGCCUGCUCCGGGGACUGACAAGUCUGCCCCCCUGAUCACCAAAGGCCAGCCGCGGGGCCCUGCGGUGGACCUCUCCGGAACAGAAGCUCUGGGUCCUCUGUCCAGCACGCCGGCCCUGCAGCCCCCCGCGCCCAUGCCCAGGAAGUCCCAGGCGGCCAAGCUGAAGCCCAAGCGGGUGAAAGCCCUCUACAACUGCGUGGCCGACAACCCCGACGAGCUGACCUUCUCCGAGGGGGACGUGAUCAUCGUGGACGGGGAGGAGGACCAAGAGUGGUGGAUCGGCCACCUCGAUGGAGACCCCAGCCGCAAAGGAGCGUUCCCCGUGUCUUUCGUGCACUUUAUUGCGGACUGACUCGCUGCUGCACACCCCUCAGCAGUGACGUCCCGUCUCGUCAUGGGUACCCACACUCUUGCCAGAUACCAGUUCAUGAACUGUAGGCCCGCUUGCUCGAAUGCCACUCACUGUUCCGUUUUUAAAACUCAAAGGCAAUUUCUGUCUACAAAUGGAUCGUUUUUAUAACUUGUGAUUUCCAUGAAACAUGGCUCUACUUUUAUUAGGAAAAACUGAAUUGCCUAAAAGGUGAGCUAAAAAGCUAUUUUAACUACACGGUCAAGAUCCCGAAUCAACAGAAUGAGCGGAACCCGGGUUGAGGACCGGAAAUUCUUCCUGCUCUCCUUGGCCCGAUUCCGACGUCGAUGAGCGCCAGCUAAUUAUUGUUUAGGAGGCUACACGCUGUCAGUUCCCCUUUAGAGACUCUUUAAAAAAUGCCUCUUUAAGAUUGCCUUUGAAAGCCACCCAGUGUUUAGUUAAAGCAACUUGGAAACUGACACACUAGCAUUGUACUCCCAACCCGGUGUGUGAGGGCGCGGCUCUCCUUGUGUUCUGCAUGUGCGUGUGGCCUGUUGUGAACAAUCCAGCCUGCCUGACGGAACUGCCAGUAGCCUAUCAUGGCGCACGAGAGGAACCGUUCCUUCGGUUGCAGGGUGGGCGAAACUGCAGUUGGAAACUAACGAUGAUGGAUUGCCAAGUUCUUUCCACUCGUUUGGAUGCUUUCGGUGUUUCGGAAACUGCCUUCCUGAGCUCCCUCCAUCGCACAGGUAGCCCGCAGGGCGGGCCCCGUGGUUGCCCCCACUCGCUGUUUCCUACGGAGUGCGCCCACCUUCCCUUCCCACCCGAGAAUGCGCCCUCAGUCUAGUGUCCGGUCUUUGUAGCACAUGCCAAUAGGGUUGAUGGUUCCACUGUCUUGCAUUUAAUCUGUCCCUUCGUCCGUAGCCAAGAGCAUAUCAGAAACCCGUAGGCCCGGGAAUGAAACCCGCCCGGACAGCCCAGUUUCACUCUAAGCACCGUAUCAUUCUUCCACUUAAGCUGCUGGGGCUGGGGGUUAGGUUGUACAUGAGAAAACCAGAAUUCAUUCGUUGGAUGAACUUGACUGUCAUGCCUCUACCUAGUCAUUGAGCGUGCUCAUGGGGGAUGUGGGAAGUGUUGGCUCUCGGAGGAGAAACGGGCGUGAACGCCCACCCGGCUUUUUGCCAGCAGCCAAGGCCUGAGCUUCGGCAGGCCCGGAGAGCGAGCGACGGCGCCUCGGAGCGCAGCAGCCCGUGUCGUGGUCCCUCUUGUGAGGGUAGGACGUUUGCUU